This is a messenger RNA of Daphnia magna, 1386 nucleotides long. RefSeq lists its product as uncharacterized. Lineage: Eukaryota; Metazoa; Arthropoda; Branchiopoda; Diplostraca; Daphniidae. The record is from RefSeq and is a predicted model, not a curated record. The transcript has 4 exons. The coding region runs from base 359 to 1192 and encodes 277 amino acids.
AAGAAACCAGCAACUAUAAGCUCGUAUAUAGAUCAGAAUAAUUAUUAGCGUUUCGCAUAGUUGACUGCCAUUCGCAAAAAUAUUUCACGUUUUUCGGUAUAUCUUUUGAUAAAUUUGUCACUAACCAUCCGUCCAAUUUACCUUGUAGCUGAUGCCGUAUCUAAUAUUCCAAACUCGGCGGAGCUCAUCGUUCCAGCAGGCGGAAGUGUCAAUAGUUCCAGCAAAUCACCUGCGAUGUCAAUUAGGAGAUAUACAAUGUCUUGUCAAGUAAACGUAUAUAAGAGGCUCAUCUCUUCACACCAACUCAGUGCAAUCCAUCCCAUCAUCUAGCCAACAAGUCUCCACCUGUCCAGACAUCAUGUUGGUAUUGAUCCUGUCAGCCUGCGUCAUCCUUUCUCAUCAACAAUUUGUGCCUGAUUACGGACAAAGAGCAUUAUUUUGGAUACCUUAUUUAUUACCUACAUACGUCAUCAAUCAUUACCGACCUGUUUACUACGAAUACCCCGAAGACGAUGUGUUCCACGACAGCCAGACGUUCACCAAACCUUUAGAACAAUCGAAAGAACGUUUCGGUGGAGUGGAAGGUCGCAACAAUCACAAGGGCAGCGAUGGGACGGAUGGAACGUUAGGCGAUGAUUACCCAGACGUCCAGCUGAGAAUGAGCAAACCGGAUGCGCGUCUCUUUCUUUUGGGCGGCGACAGCACGUUUGACAAUCCAUUUUGGAAGACUGUUACGAUGACUUUGACAUCGAUGGUGAAUGUAACGAACAUCCAGUCUUGCCUGCCCAUAGGGCAAUUCUCUGUAGGAUCAGCCCAGAUAAUCUGUCGUCGUAAAAAACGGAUUAUCCUCGAAGAUUCUCCGCAUAUUUCUGAAGAUUCUCAGUUUGCCGUCCAUCCUUCCAAGCCGCUGCCAUUGAUGACGACGAGUGUGGCAACCAUCGGCCAAUCGGAGAACGUUACCAAUGACAUGAUUACAUCUUCUAAAGAUGACGUGAUUACCGACGAAGACGUGAACGAUAGGCCGCAGUUUUCAAAUAGGGAAAUGCGAUUCCUUUUGAAAAACUACGUAACAAUGACUGAGUAUUCUUAUGUCUUUAAUUCGUUUGUUGCCACCAAAACAGUUAGUUUGGUGGCCACAGGUUUUGGUGGCGCUCGACUUGUUUGUCGCCCAAGUGGCUACGUCGUUUGUUAAAUUUUUUUUUUUUUUAAUUCAAUAAUCAGCUAUUGUUUCAGUUACGAGUAGUAUACGGCAGUAGACUUUUUCUAAUUUCAAAAUUCUAAGUGCAUUUGAAUUUUGAUGUUGCGUGUUGAAAUUCUUCACACGAUUUGGCUUGUUAUUCGUCCGUGUCUAGCAAAAGUAAUCAAUAAAAAUAAUUGUUUUCCCCC